AUAUGGGCAAUGCUUAUGUCUAUUGAUGUGGCACUAUUCAAUCCAACAAACUCUGUCUACUUAUUCUUCUCCCUUUCAUGUCAUGCAUUGUUUAUCAUUUCUAAUGUGUUUGGAGAUAUCUUAAAUGUAUAUGUUUGGCAUUGCAACUGGUUUUUUUUAAUUUUUUUAGUCAAUAUGCAAAACCUGUCUUGCAGAACAGUCACCUACACUUUGCAUAGCCAUGGCAGAUGCAGAGCCAGUUGUGAAUGUCGAAUCAACAACUUCUAUGGUAGAACAGCUUGGGAAGGCAUUUGUUGAAUUCGAAUCUUUCAAGAAUUCCUCUGAGGAGACAGUUCUAUGGGAGGAAAUUGAAGAAUAUUUCCACAAUCUUGAGGAACUAUUUAAGAAGAGAUCUGAUGAGUUAGAAGAAAAGGAGAAGGAAUUUGAGGACAAACAAUCUCAAACUCGCACAUUGCUUGCAGAGAGAGAAGUAGUUGUUGCUGCUAAAGAACAAACUUUGUUGGAUCGAGUGCAGGAGAUAAAAGAUGCUGCUGUUACUGCCAUUACGGAGGCUCGAGAGAAAUUUGAGCCCCCAUCUCUAGAGGCCGUAGAUGCUGAGGACGACACAGAAAACAAGGUAAGCAGCUCAUUCGAUGGUGAUACCAAUGCAUCCCUCCCUGAUUUGGAGGUGAAAUCCCCUCGUAAAUCAGGGCAAAAUGCUGAUGCUGUGGCUGUUGAAGUGAAGCCCCGUCCAGAGCUGACGCAAUUUUGCGAACAGAUGGAUGUAAAAGGGCUUCUGAAUUUUGUUAUGGAGAACCGAAAAAAUUUUGCUGCCGUACGUGAGGAAAUUUCUGUUGCAUUGAGAAGUGCAACUGAACCAGCCCGUUUGGUGCUGGAUUCUUUGGAGGGGUUUUACCCUCCUGAUCAAACUACCCAACAAAGUAACAAGAAGGAUGCAGCCCUCCAGGGCAUGCGCAGAUCAUGUAUAAUGUUGAUGGAAUCAGUGGCCCCCUUGUUGGCGGGGGCCGAGCCUGGUGCUGAUCACCCUCUGAGCCCUGAAAUCAAGCAGCAGGCCAAGGCAAUUGCUGAUGACUGGACGCCUAAGUUGGCUGGUGCGGACAUUGAUGCUGCCAAUGGAAAUUCAUUGGAAGCAGAGGCAUUUCUGCAGAUCCUCGCAACGUUUAGGAUUUCUUCGGAGUUUGAUGAAGAAGAACUUUGCAAGCUUGUUCCUGCUGUUGCUCGUCGCAGGCAGGCACCUGAGCUCUGUCGUUCUCUUGGGCUAACACACAAAAUGCCAGGUGUUGUUGAAUUGCUGGUCAGCAGUGGAAGGCAAAUUGAUGCUGUUCACUUUAUUCAGGCUUUCCAGCUUACUGAGAGCUUCCCUCCAGUGCCCCUGUUAAAGACAUACUUGAGGGACUUGAGGAGAAACUCGCAAGGAAAGGGUGGUUCAGGAGGUGCUGUUGGUCCUCAGAAUGACAUAAAUGCACAGGAGCUUGCUGCACUGAGGGCUGUCAUCAGGUGUGUUGAGGAUUACAAAUUUGAAGCAGAAUAUCCGCUGUAUCCAAUGCAGAAACGAGUGGCUCAACUGGAGAAAUCAAAGGCUGAUAAGAAAAGGAUGGGAGAAAUGGCGAAGCAUCAACAGCCAAAGAGGGCUCGGGCAAAUGGAGGAUACUUUGGUCCUCGAAUGCCUGUUGCUGCUGGGGAUAGGCAGACUCCACUUUUCAAUGAGAGGGGAGCCUACAUGGGAGCAACGGAAAGGUAUCCUCAUGCUGCUCCAACUGCUUAUGAUUAUCAAGUUCCUAGCCAGGGUGCAUACACCCAGCCGCCAAAUGCACAAAGGCCAUACUAUUAUCCCCAAGAUGAUAGGGCUACGGCUAGCACAUAUAGUGCUGCUCCAUCAAAUUAUGCUGCCUAUAUGGGUAAUGGGUUGCAGUCCUCGCAUCAAACAUAUAUGUAAUGCAGAUUCUCAAAUACAUUAGGAAAACCUUUUGGCAUUGGGAUGUACGAGGAAGUCUAAAGCUGUUCCCUUGAGAAGCUUGUGUAACUUUGUGAUUGUAUUGAGGGAUAGAAGCAUAUUCUACUCCUUGUUUGGAUCUUAGGCUGGACACUGGACAUUUGGGCA
Telopea speciosissima is the source of this 2101-nucleotide messenger RNA. Its product is annotated as FRIGIDA-like protein 3. The record is from RefSeq and is a predicted model, not a curated record. Lineage: Eukaryota; Viridiplantae; Streptophyta; Magnoliopsida; Proteales; Proteaceae. The transcript is spliced from 3 exons. The coding region runs from base 221 to 1936 and encodes 571 amino acids.